AUGAUAAAAAUAGGGCAAAAAUCUAAAGGUAUUGCAUUUGCUAACUUCAAAAUUAUGAGGAGAGUGAAAACUAAUUAGACGAUCAAAGGUUUAUUUCUAUCACUAAGAAUACAAAUCAUUUAUCCAUUAGAUUUUAUUCCUUAAGCCAAAAUCCAACUGUUGGAAUCAUCCAAAGAAUAUGUUACUCCUUAUAUGCCAUGCUUACCUGUCUCUUUAUUGACUUCUGAACAAGCCAUGGAUCAUUUCAUUUCUGGAUAAGCAUCAAAGGUAUAAGCAUUAAGUAAUAUUUCAAGUUGUAGGUAUUGAAAUGGGUGUCAAAUUAUCAGUUGCUACAUUUUCAUCUUAUUUUAGCAAAGCUUUCUUAUCAUAGCAUCGAACUGUUUAUUCGACUAUGUUAGCUACUAAAAUGAAAAACAUGGAAUCGAUAGUUGAUUAAUUAAUACUAGAUGGUCAGGUAGGAAAGAUAGGAAAACAAACUUCUCUCAAAAUACAAGAGCUAUUAUUGAUUCUAUUUCAUAGUGGAGAAUUUGAAAAUUUUGAAGAGUUGAGUCUCAAGGUUCCAAGGAAAGUUACUGGAGUUCCUAGUUAAUUUCUUCAUCCAAAAAUACUGAGAUGUAUUUUACCAUCAUUAUUCUUUUUAUAAAAGCAAUAUGAUAGCAGAUUAGAAAUUUCAGUAGCUAAAAGAACUUUUAAACAUAUCAAGGCAAGGCUUCACCUGAAGUCAUUAAUGCUUUCUCAAAAAUGUGAAUAAAAGUUAGAAAGAUUAUUAUGA
Molecule: messenger RNA, 772 nt
Organism: Paramecium octaurelia
Lineage: Eukaryota; Ciliophora; Oligohymenophorea; Peniculida; Parameciidae
Source: the annotation of a GenBank genome assembly